Molecule: messenger RNA, 1138 nt
Organism: Daphnia carinata
Lineage: Eukaryota; Metazoa; Arthropoda; Branchiopoda; Diplostraca; Daphniidae
Product: chondroitin proteoglycan 1-like
Exons: 10
Coding region: 94-993 (299 amino acids)
Cellular component (GO): extracellular region
Molecular function (GO): chitin binding
Source: RefSeq, a predicted model, not a curated record
AAGUGAUGAAAAAUCUUGUCCGACACAUCUCAUUUUGAAUUGUGCUGAUGCAGUUUCCGUAUUAGAAUACUGCAACGAUCACAAGAGAAAAGUAUGGAAAAAUAUUUGCUAUUCGCUCUUGCGCUAACCAUCAGCCUCUUUCAGGUUGGACGUUGCGGUGUCGUCAAGCAAUGGGGAAAAAGAGCAGCACCAGACGGAAUAGUUAUUUCGGAGCAACACAAGGUAUUUACCUGCUCAGGAGGUGACGGCUACUACGCAUCCCCUGGCCAAUGCACAAAUGUGUACUACUAUUGCGAAAACGGCCUUGCCGAAGCUCAGACAUGUCCAGAAGGCGAAGUAUUCGACCUGGUCACUUUCGUUUGCACUACUUCUAGUCAAGCUUCAUGCAAUCAAAAAUUCGACUGCCCUUCAGACGGUAUAUUUCCAUAUCCUGAUGCCUGUACCAACGUGUAUUACGUCUGCAGUGGUGGACAGUUAUAUGUUGAGUAUUGCCCCGAAAACUUUGUUUUCGACCCGAUACUUCUGAAGUGCGUUCCAAAAGAAAGCGCAUCUUGUUGGCCCAUCACCACAGACUUACCCACAACCGUAACUGUGGAAGUAACGACUGAAACUGAGGCACCAAUGACUGACACUGAGGCACCAACGACUGACACUGAGGCACCAACGACUGACACUGAGGCACCAACGACUGACACUGAGGCACCAACGACUGACACUGAGGCACCAACGGUUGAAAUCGAGGCAUCAACGACUAUACUAAAGGCGCCAAUGUUGAAGGCAUAUAAGAUGUGGAUGUCGACCGAAUUUACUUGCCCAAGUGAUCAACAUGGGCUUUACGCGACUACCUGUACCACAUACUAUGAAUGUGUAGAUGGUGUUCCGUAUCUACGCAACUGUCCCAAAUGCACCGGCAUUCGCUUGUAUGAAACUUUACCGAUGUGCGCCUACCUUUACGACAACGAUCCUUGUUAUUCUGGGAACACCUGCAACUAGCUUUGCGAGUAUGCUAGCCAAGGUAGAGGGCAGCCAUUCCCACAGAAUGGGAACUCCGCAGAGAUAGCAUAGUUGCAAUUGCGAAAAAACAUGUAUCUUAAUUUGAUUUUAUAUUACACUGGCAAAAAUGCCAAAGUAUCCUGUU